Ostrinia furnacalis (Asian corn borer) is the source of this 2535-nucleotide messenger RNA. It is a transcript of the gene Pp4-19C, whose product is annotated as protein phosphatase 19C. Gene Ontology annotation, molecular function: protein serine/threonine phosphatase activity. The record is from RefSeq and is a predicted model, not a curated record. Bases 163 to 1086 code for a protein of 307 amino acids. NCBI's taxonomy places the organism in Eukaryota, Metazoa, Arthropoda, Insecta, Lepidoptera, Crambidae. The transcript has 7 exons.
ACACUGUGUGUGAACGCGCCUUUUGAAUUCACGUUGUGGUGGUUGUAAAUGGCGGAUUGAUUGUGAUUGUUUGAUGAAAUAAUUCAAGUUGCUGAUGCUUGACGAUCAUACACAGGAGCUCAAAAGUUAGAUAAUUAUUUACCGUUUGAACUAAGUAGCAGAAUGUCGGACACAAGUGAUCUGGAUCGUCAAAUUGAGCAGCUGAAGAGAUGUGAGAUUAUAAUGGAAGCCGAGGUUAAGGCUUUAUGUGCAAAGGCUCGUGAAAUUCUCGUCGAAGAAAGCAAUGUACAGCGCGUGGAUUCCCCUGUGACGGUGUGCGGUGACAUUCAUGGCCAGUUCUACGACUUGAAAGAACUGUUCAAAGUUGGCGGAGAUGUUCCUGAAACCAAUUACUUAUUUAUGGGAGACUUUGUAGACCGAGGCUUCUAUUCUGUGGAGACUUUCUUACUAUUAUUGGCAUUGAAAGUACGUUAUCCAGACAGAAUCACAUUAAUCCGUGGCAAUCACGAAUCAAGACAAAUUACACAGGUUUAUGGUUUUUACGAUGAAUGUCUCAGAAAAUAUGGAUCAAUCACAGUUUGGAGGUACUGCACAGAAAUAUUUGACUAUCUGUCCUUGUCUGCGAUCAUUGACGGGCGGAUAUUCUGCGUGCACGGGGGGCUCAGCCCCUCGAUACAGACGCUAGACCAGAUCCGCACCAUCGAUCGCAAACAGGAGGUGCCACACGACGGGCCUAUGUGCGACCUGCUUUGGAGUGACCCUGAAGACACACAAGGCUGGGGCGUGUCCCCCAGAGGCGCGGGCUACUUAUUCGGAUCCGACGUGGUAGCCCAAUUCAACGUGUCCAACGAUAUCGACAUGAUAUGCCGGGCCCAUCAGCUAGUUAUGGAGGGCUACAAGUGGCACUUCAACGAGACCGUCCUCACUGUGUGGUCUGCCCCCAACUAUUGCUACAGAUGCGGCAACGUAGCUGCGAUAUUAGAACUGAACGAAAACCUCCAACGCGAGUUCACGAUAUUUGAAGCCGCGCCGCAGGAGUCUCGAGGCGUGCCUUCCAAAAAACCGCAGGCCGAUUACUUCUUAUAAUGUUCCGUACAAUAGACGAACCGACCGUAGCCAGCCGGCCGCGGGCAAAAGCGAAACUGUGAGGUUUACCUCAGUGUUCAAGCCCAUAUCAUUCGCGCCAAAACAUUUACGAAUUGCCAACCUUCAAAUCUAGUGUCAACUCCAAACUGCUGCUGGUGGUAGUGAUUGGUGUGGAUCUAAAGUUAAAUAGUGUGCUACUCCUGCUAUGGUUAUAAGGGCUAAUUCACCCUGACAUAGCCUAAAAGUUGAUUGAUAAGGUUAAAGUUGAUUGAUAAGGUUAAAGUGGCGGCAAGUGGACCAAAAUUCGUUUAAAUCAAUAAAAAUUUGAAAUCAAUAGAAGACACAUUCUCACUAAGCUUGCAUAGAAUCAUUACAAAUAUUGUGCAACCCGUGGCUUAGUGAGGAAUAUUAAACUGCCCCUAUUGUUCCCUUGGAUUGAGUUCAACUUUCUUGGGUUAUGAUGUGUCCUCAUUACCUCUCCUGAGUUGUGUACAAGCGCCCUUGCGUCCCACUGGGCUAUCUAAAACCGCCCUCGGGCCCUACUGGGCCGGGCCUAUCUAAAACCGUUAUCGGUUGCCAUUCCCAUUCGGCUGCGUUUUGCGUCUAGCUAGGCUAGGCUGUGUAAAAGCGACUACGGGCACGCCUCGGCUGUGCAAAAACGCCUUCGUGCUCUGUUGAGCUGUUUACAAGCGCCCUGUGCGCCCUGAGAUGUGUACAAGCGCCCUCACGUCCUACUAGGCGCUUAAUCAAAAGCGCUUUCGCGCCCCAUUGCGCUGCGUAUAAACGCUUUCGCACCUACCCUGGUGUAAAAGCGCCCUUGUUCGCCAGUGGGUUGUGUACAAGCGCCCUUUUUUCUGUGUGUAAGCCCCCCGCGCGGCCGGCUAAAGUAUUACGGUUAUUGUAGUGACAAAACAUUUCAAUGUGGAAAUAUUUUUAUUGUGAUUUUAAGACUGCUAAGUGUAACGAGGAAUGCGUUUGAGUGUGUACGACACAAAGUUCCAAUAGUAUGAUCUUCGAAGAUGAAAUACAAGGAAUGGUUUUGUACAACAACGCCCAUCUCAUAGGUGGUAAUAUACACGACACUGAUGCCAAAAAAAGAUUUUAAAUUUUCAUGGAAAAUCCAUGAAAUAAGGAAAAUGGUAUGGGCCCGCGGCGGUGGUGCGCAGUGCCGUAACUAGGGCGGUGCCAGCGGUGCCCAGGCACAGGGCGCAGACCCUGGAGGGGCGCAGAAAUGACCAGACCAGUAUCUAGUUUUGUUUCAUGCAUGGUAGUUAGUAGGUACAUUUUGUUUUAUUGCGAAUAUGGUAUAGACGCGCCCUCUGUACUAUCUAUAUCUAUAUGGCAUUUUUCAAACGAUCUUGAAACAACAACACUUGUAAAGGUGGUUUUAUAUUUGUCUGAUGUGUCGUGACGUGACGACGCGUCAGAACGGUAUAGCCGCAGUGUUGC